GUAACCCUACCACUGGGGAAUCCUGACCUUCCUGACAGUGGCCAGCCCUGAGGAUCCGCGCGGCUGGGAAGCGGCAUUUCGCUCAGUGCGCCAGCGUUAUGUGGUGCAUCAUGAGGGCCGAGAGGACCUGCUGGAGGCCCUGGCUGCCGAGCCAUCCCUGGUGGAGGAGUUCGGGUCCAUCCGGGUCUAUGACGGGGAGGGCUUUGUCGACUUGGCAGGGGAGACGGCACCGUUCCUCCAGCACCUGGCUGUGAGGGCCUUCCAGAGGCAGCUGGUGAGCUGGGAGUACUCGGCCGAGCCUCUGCCCAGGUGGGUCAUCGUCAAGGAUGUGGUGGAGAAGGAGCUCCUUAACCCCCAUGUCAGCAUGGAGUUUCGACAGGGCGCCCCAGCUAUCAUCAUCUUCCGGGGACCCCGCCAGCAGGUGAUCGAGGUGGAGAGCCGGUGCCAGCAGCUGCUCAGGGCAUUCCGGGUCCUGUCGGUGCCCGUCUCGCCUCUCCAGGUGCGCUUCAUCCAGGAGCACCGAGAGGAUGUCUUCACCCCCAGCUUCUUCCUGGACCGGGGCAUCGCCGCCAUCCUAGAGCUCCCCCCUGCUGUCUCGGGAACCGAGCUAGCCUGGGAUCUUCUUGCCAAGCCGGAGCUCCCCGCCGGUGACUCAGGGACUGAGCUGGCCUGGGACCUCCAUGCUGGGCUGGUGCCUUCUGAGGGUGUCACGGUGGCUGGGCUGGAGCAGGAGAAGCUGCAGCAUGCGGCGGAGCUGCUGGGCGGCCUGGUGGGCUGCCAGACGGUGCCGAUCGAGGAGGGCGUGCACUGGGCCACACAGGGUCAGGAGUGGGGCGAGCUGCUGGCUGGGCUGGGCGCCCAGUGGGACGUGGCCCUGCAUUGUGCCGCGAGCCGGGAGCAGCUGGUGGUGGUGGGCUUCCAGCCCUACGUGGCCCAGGCGGAGGCGGCCAUCCAGGAGUAUCUGCAGAAUAACUCACCAGCCAAGGAGCGGCUGGACAUUCCCCAGCCAGAGCUGGCAGAAGCUGGGGCAAAGCUGCUGCACUUGAUGGACUGGGAGCACCUCCAGGUCACCGUCCAGCUGCACCCCAACACUCGGGUGCUGUCCCUGGGGCUGCGGGGCCUCCUGCGUCACCUGUGGCUGGCCAGAAGGGCCAUCAAGGCUGACCUGGACUCCCUGGUGUUGGGCACAGUGCCCAUCAGGGGCCGAGCCUUGGGCGAGUACCUCUGUGGGGGGCGACCCUCCUGCAGGACCUGGCUCAGCAGCUCUGCUGCGUGGUGAGCCUGCGAGGAGACCCCCCCUACAAAUGGCCCCUCCAGCACCUGUGGGCAGGUGAGAGCUGUGGGUGGCAGCCUGAGGGCGGGCAGGUCGCCCAGGGUCGCCGGGUUUGUCAGAGUCAGAGACACGGGAGCUGGCACUACGAGAACUGGGGAGGGGCGGUCUGGGCUGAGAGGACAGGACUCCUGGGGUCCGUCUCAGGUCUGAGAGGGCAGUGGGAUCCAGUGGG
Molecule: messenger RNA, 1505 nt
Organism: Trachemys scripta elegans
Lineage: Eukaryota; Metazoa; Chordata; Testudines; Emydidae
Exons: 2
Coding region: 365-1279 (304 amino acids)
Source: RefSeq, a predicted model, not a curated record